AUGGGUGGAUCAAACAAUACGAGUCGUGCCUGUAAUAUCAACGAAAAAAAUGCAUAUGAUAGAUCUGUAUUGCACAAGGCUGCAUAUUAUAGCGGUUCUGCAACUUUACUCGAAAAUUUAAUCACGCAAGGAGCUGAUGUAAAUGCACGGGAUAAGGGGGCGUGGACACCCUUACACUUAGCAGCAAAAAAUGGUCACGUAGAGGCUUUACAAAUUUUAUUGGAAAAUGGGGCAAACAUGCAUGUCAAGGAUAUUAAGCACGGGUGGACACCAUUGCACAUCGCAAUCGUUUCCAAGCAGUACGAAUCUGCAAAAUUUUUGAUAAGAGCCGGUAGCUCCGUAAGUGAAUGCGAUAAGUGGGGGAACUCAGCACAAAAACUUUUUGAGCUUAGUGGUAUAUAA
Bathycoccus prasinos is the source of this 402-nucleotide messenger RNA. RefSeq names its product ankyrin repeat protein. Gene Ontology annotation, molecular function: protein binding. Lineage: Eukaryota; Viridiplantae; Chlorophyta; Mamiellophyceae; Mamiellales; Bathycoccaceae. The record is from RefSeq and is a predicted model, not a curated record. Gene Ontology annotation, cellular component: cytoplasm; nucleus. The transcript has a single exon. Bases 1 to 402 code for a protein of 133 amino acids.